Molecule: messenger RNA, 2007 nt
Organism: Rotaria socialis
Lineage: Eukaryota; Metazoa; Rotifera; Eurotatoria; Philodinida; Philodinidae
Source: the annotation of a GenBank genome assembly
AUGAAUCGAUCUUAUUCAACUUCAUUAACAACAGCCUCUCUCAUAUCAGACGAUGGUAUCCCGAAAGAUACAGUUGACUCGAUUCGUUUUAUCAAACGUAGUCACCGUAUGUCUGCACCAACAAUCGAUUGGGAUAUAGAAAAUACAUUAGUUUCACCGAAUGAUAUUGACAUUGAUGCUUUAGAUGCCGAAUUUAAUCGUCUUUCAAUGGACUUUAAAAAUAAAAUAAUUGAAUUACGUAAAGACCCGAAUAAUAUAUCUUUACAUCAUACACUUACAUCGACUAAAGAAGCAUUGAUACGUAUACAAACUUGGUCAUCAUUAUUAAAUACAGUUGAUGGCUUGGCUGUUGUCAAGAAAAAUAUUGCCGAUCAACGUUCAAAAGAACUUAUUCAACGAAAAUAUGAAAUUGACGAAAUACUUAAAGUUUCGAAAGUGCAAUCAGCGGUUGACUUAUGUUUUCUAAUGGAUUGUACAGGAAGUAUGAGGAAAUAUGUUGAUGCAACUAAAACUCAAAUUCAUCAACUUACAGAAACGAUUUUGAAAUUAUAUUCUAUUAAGCCUCAUCUUGCCUUUGUUGGAUAUCGAGAUAUAAAUGAAAGUUUGGAAAUACUUGAUUUUACGAAUGAUGAAAAUAUAUUUCGAGAGUAUCUUCAUCAAGUACAAGCAAAAGGUGGCGAUGAUACAUGUGAAGAUGUAUUUAGUGGAUUGGAAUCAGUUGCCCAACUUUCAUGGUCGAAUCCAAAUCGUUUAUUAGUUCAUAUUUGUGAUGCACCGUGUCAUGGACAACACUAUCAUGAAUUUCAAGGAACAGAAAAUGAUACUUAUCUUAAAGGUGAUCCACAGAAUCGUGAAUUGUCAAAGUUAAUGCUAAAUAUCAAGCGACUAGGUAUAACGUACAGCAAUAUUCAAUUAAAUGAAAGUACAAAGAAAAUGUUUGAAGAAUUUUCUUUUAUAUUUGGAUCAAUAUGUGAACUUCAUGUAAGCGAUCCAACAUGUCUAAUCAAACGUAUCAUUGAAAAAACAAGUGCUCUUAUUGAGACUAGUAUUAAAGCAACCAUAUCAUCUUAUCAUAAUCGAAAUAAAUCAAUUAAGCUCUAUAUGCUUUUUAGUAAAGAACCUAAUUGGAAUGAAUUGGAAAUACAUGACGUUAAUAUUACUGAAAUCAUUUCACCACACGCAAUAGAUGAUCUUUUUCAUCCUUUAUUAUUAAGUAAAACAACUGGCCAAAUAAAAAUUGCACCACAUCCAUUUGCUAAAGGAUCACUUCGUUUUGCUUUUUAUGGUCAAUAUUCUAGUGAUAAUUCUCCUUUUGUCGAUGUUGUUUUUAAAGAACUUGCUAGUACAGAUACGAAAGCUAACACAUUUAUUGUCUAUCAAGAACAUCUUGAAAUACAAGCGAUUGCUCAAUUCUUAGCUGAGCAAUUUAAUGCUGAACAACAACGUAUUUUUCGAAAUUUCAUACCAAUUGCAUAUGCCGAUGCUGAUCUCAUUCAACAGCAAGUAGACCCGUCGAAAAUCUAUCAAGUCGAACGACGCAUGCAUCACGAAUGGCAUAAAUGGAAUAAUAAUAGUGGCGGAGUAUCUCUAAAUGAAUAUUCAACAGUCUUACAAGCGUUCUCGCAUUGGACAUAUUAUAAAACUUCGGGUCGUCUUAUGGUUGUCGAUCUACAAGGUGUUAAAGUAGAUCGUGCAUACUUACUGACUGAUCCAGCAUUGCAUUGCAGUGAUUUAUUACGUUUUCGAGAAACACGAACUAAUCUUGGUCCAAAAGGUAUGCGUCAAUUUUUUCGUACACAUGUAUGUAGUGAUGUAUGUACUAAGUUAAAUCUGCCUAUUGUAAACAUGGAAUCAAAUUUUAAUUUAUCGAGUCGUUCUGAUUCACUAGUAUGUAAUGCGACCACAAAAACAAGUGACGAUUUAAAUUUAAAAACAACAGAAGAAAAUGAUUUUGAAACAAUCAAUAAAAAUCAAUUGGAAACAAUAGAAAAGUUUGAAUUGUGUUAA